UGAUCAACAUACAAGUCGAUUGCAGUGAACUAUUUCACCAAGAUAGAUUGUGACCAUGCGUCAAUUCGAUCGAUCAACUGUUGUCGACGAAGAGCUUCAUGAUUUGAAGCUUCGGUUUGAACUCUUGGAGGGCGACCGGAAGGCUUACUACGAAACAAGCCAAUGGGCCAUCCGGCAAAACAAGGAGGAGGUCAGCCAGCUUCGUAUGCGAAAUAAGGAGCUCAGUGAUGCCAUUGCCAAACUCAAAAAGACAGAAGCGGAUGUGCAAAGCAACCGUGCCUCCAUGUCCGAAUUGGAAAAGUUUGAUCAAAAGAUAUGUGAAAUGCACAAGAAAUUUGAUGAACUACAAGCUGAGGCUCGAGCGAAAGAGGAGAAAUUGAGAGGAAUGCACGACCAGCUAGCGGAUUUGCGGAGAGAGGCAGAGAUUGUUAAAUCAAACCUACAGGAUUCGCCACAGGCUAAGGAGAUACGGAUGUUGGAGAACAGGCUCGACAAAGCAAUGAUCAAGUACAACGAAGCCCAAGCCGUUCGCAAAACAUACGAACAGAUUGUCAAACGAUUGCAAGAGGAACGCUUGACCUUUGAUAACCAGCUCGCAAAUUUUGAAAAAAGCUUGAAAGCCAAGAAACAGGAUGCAUCGGAGUUGGAGAUGAUGUCCAGAGAUGCGAACCAUGCUAAAGAGGUCGCCAAAGCAGAAUUAGCACGAUUGGAGCAGCAGAUCAACGAAGAGCGGAAACAGCGAGAAAAGGAUUUGCAAACUAGAAAAGAACUAGUGAAGCAAAAAUUGGAGAUAUCCGAUAAGAUUGACUGGAAGAAGUUACAACUCGAAGACCAAACCGGUGACAUGGCGAUGACAGCAGAAGCCAAUAAAGAACACUACGAUGAGGCUCGCGAGAAAAAGAUUGUAGAAUACGAAGAAAACAUGCGACUCAUCAAGGAGGCCACUGGAGUGUCUGACAUCAACGAAGUCAUUGCGAAAUUCCAGUCUCAGGGCGAUACACACCAGCAUUUAUCACAACUUCAAAAAGCAAAUGAAGCCCGCAAUGAAGAACUAAAACGGAAGAAGAAGGAGAUUUUGGCAGAAUAUGAGGAUCUCAAGUAUUCUGGCGAGGCGAAACUUGCUCAUGCUAGGCGCAUGAUUGAGGAGAUGGAGCAACACCUGGCAGAAGCAGAAGUGAAAACAGCUGAAACAAAAGUCAAGUACGAACGAACAGCAAAAUUGAUGACAAAUGCAAAAGCUGGUAUCAAUCAUCUAUCUGACAAGCUUGAUGGUAUCCACCUGCCCGAUACACCAUCUCUGAAAAUGUCAGACGAGACAGUGGUGCAAAUUCUCGAAAUAUGCAUCCGCAAGCUCGAACAGUUGGCCACUAAUGUGCAAGGGAAGGAGGUGCCUGAGCCUGUUGCACCGCAGCCUGUCGCACCCGCCACAGCCGGGGAAACAACGAGCAUCUUCCAAAUAAGUCCAUCUCAACUACCGGUAUAUAACACACGUGUUAAGCUUCGUCCCGUAGAGUUUGAAGAAUCAAGUGGUGAGGAUGAGGAAGAAGAUGAUGAUUACGGUGAAGUUCCUGAUCGGGAAACCAUCAAGAAGCACACCGCGCAGAUGCUCAACGCCAAGCUCAAGACGAAGCAGGCAAAGAAAGGCAAAAAGAAGCGGGCAGCAAAGGAUGAAGAUUGAAAUUAAUAGUAAAUGUAAAUGUUUCAAUAUCGAUCAUCCCAGAGAUGGUCCCGUUAAUCGUUGAGGA
Spizellomyces punctatus DAOM BR117 is the source of this 1745-nucleotide messenger RNA. RefSeq lists its product as uncharacterized. Gene Ontology annotation, cellular component: cilium. NCBI's taxonomy places the organism in Eukaryota, Fungi, Chytridiomycota, Chytridiomycetes, Spizellomycetales, Spizellomycetaceae. The record is from RefSeq and is a predicted model, not a curated record. Gene Ontology annotation, biological process: cilium movement; outer dynein arm assembly. The transcript is spliced from 9 exons. The coding region runs from base 56 to 1678 and encodes 540 amino acids.